Messenger RNA from Silurus meridionalis, 1439 nucleotides. It is a transcript of the gene rlbp1a, whose product is annotated as retinaldehyde binding protein 1a. The transcript is spliced from 8 exons. Gene Ontology annotation, cellular component: membrane. Lineage: Eukaryota; Metazoa; Chordata; Actinopteri; Siluriformes; Siluridae. Gene Ontology annotation, molecular function: phosphatidylinositol bisphosphate binding. The record is from RefSeq and is a predicted model, not a curated record. The coding region runs from base 153 to 1091 and encodes 312 amino acids.
GCCGUUUGCAAUUCUGCCCCUCCUGCAGCCCCUUUCCCUGAGUGCCUCAUCGUCCCAACAGCCCAUAUCUGCCUGAUUCCUCAUUCUGGACAGAAAGGGAUUAGUGUUUCACUCUGACUAAGACUAAUACACUGCUUAAAGAUCUGGAGAUUAUGGCUUCUACCGGAACUUUCCGCAUGGUCUCAGAGGAUGAGCAGGCCCUGCGCUCCAAGCUUGAGCAUCUGACCGUAAAGGAUCAUGGGCGAGUGUUUGGGCCUUGUCAAAAACUACUUGAUUACACAGUACAGAAGGCAAAGGAUGAGCUGAAUGAAACAGCAGAGAAGAGAGUGUCUGCAGUAAAGGAGCUGAGAUCCCUGAUGUGUGAAAAGGCCGAGAAUAUAGAUGAUUUGUCCAUGGGAGUAAAGGAGAAAUUUGGGGACAAACCAGAUUCUCUGCUGCUGAGGUUCAUCCGUGCACGCAAGUUUGACGUGGCCAGGGCUUAUGAGCUCAUGAAGGGUUAUGUGCGUUUUCGACGUGACCACCCCGAACUGUUUGAGAAUUUGAACCCUGAAGCAGUGCGUAGUACCAUCGAGGCUGGAUAUCCACAAAUACUCAGCACACGGGACAAGAAUGGCUGUGUGGUGCUCCUUUUCAACAUAGAGAACUGGGAUUUGGAAGAGGUCACUUUUGAUGAAACUCUGCGGGCUUACUGUGCAAUCCUGGAGAAACUUCUGGAAAACGAGGAGACUCAGAUCAAUGGGUUUGUACUUAUUGAAAACUUUAAGGGCUUUACUAUGCAGCAUGCUGCUGGAAUCAAACACACUGAGCUGAAAAAGAUGGUGGACAUGUUGCAGGACUCGUUUCCUGCACGCUUCAAAGCUGUGCAUGUGAUCCACCAGCCUUGGUAUUUCACAACCACUUACAAUGUGGCCAAGUCCUUCAUGAAAAGCAAAUUACUGGAAAGGGUUUUUAUUCAUGGUGACAAUCUGGAUGCCUACUUCAGAGACUUCAGUGCUGAACUCCUUCCUCCAGACUUCAAUGGUUUUGGGCCAGAAUGCAAUGGAAAAGAGACAGCAGUCAAGCUAUUUGGCUCUGAAGACACAGCCCUUUAAUUUCCCUAUGUCCCCUGAUAAAUAUGAAAAAGAGUAAAUAAAAAUGUUUUAAUUGAUGAGAAAAAUUGUACACAAGUAAACUAGUACAAUAGGAGCUCACUUUGUAAAUACAUACACACUCACACAGGAAAUGUAAUGGAGUUAAUGCCUGGUACUGUUGUCUGUAGCUUUAAAUAGUAAAAGAAAGUCACAUUAGUAUAGAAAAUAUGACCAUUAACACUUUUUAAGACUGUUACUGUUUUUAAGAUAUACUGUGUGUAUAUUCAGACAUGCACACACUCAACAAUGAAGUGGUUUCAAGCUAAUGUGCUGAUUUACUUCAUGUGCUGAAUAAACUUAUAAAAUGCA